AUGUCGCCCACCUACACCAUGUCUGCACAUCUGUGCAAGCAGAUCUACGCCUCCUGGCGCGAAACCCGUCCCUCGCCCUCCAACAUGCCCUCUCCCGGCGUUCAGGCACCCAACAUGACCUCCUACUUCCCUCGAAGCCCUUCUCCGGAGAAGCGCUCCAUGGACAGCGACCGCAGCGACGCUGGCGUGCCCAUGUCAAGAUCUCCAUCGAACUCCUCGUGGCGUGGCCCCAAAUAA
Colletotrichum gloeosporioides is the source of this 237-nucleotide messenger RNA. RefSeq lists its product as uncharacterized. The record is from RefSeq and is a predicted model, not a curated record. NCBI's taxonomy places the organism in Eukaryota, Fungi, Ascomycota, Sordariomycetes, Glomerellales, Glomerellaceae. The transcript has a single exon. Bases 1 to 237 code for a protein of 78 amino acids.